GAAUGAAUGAAUUCCUAUCUCUUCAACAGAGCCCUUGGGUCUGUAACUCCAAAUGAAUUUCAUGUCGCUCAAAUAACCCGGCUAGUGCACAACCUUGAGCCCGCUCCGGGCAUACGGUUCUCCAGCCGCAGAGCAGCUGCGCCAACGGACCGAUCCGAAGACGAUGUGGCACCUUUAGAUCAAGAACUAGGUGCUACGGCGGAGGUAUUUUCUCACAAAUCCGGUGUGAAUUGUCUGGCUGUCGAUCAGUUUGAGGGCCGAUACAUGAUAUCGGGAGGUGCUGAUCCAUCUAUUCAUCUCUGGGACCUUGAAUCAAGAGGCUCAGAACUCGAACACGUUCACCAGUCUUGCGCGUCCGUUAGCAAAUCGUCUCACGCCGAUGCGCAUACACAUGCGAUUACCUCCCUCUCGAUCUACCCAUUUGAUCCCGUCCCAUCUACGAUCUUCUCAACAGCACACGAUGGUACAUUAAAGCUGUCGGCAUUACAAUCGCCCUCUAUCACACCGCCUGGGUCAACACUGCUCGUCGCAGUAGGCACGUCUGACCGGUCGGUCCGACUAGUAGACCUACGAUCUGGACUAUCGACGCAAGGUUUGCCGGGACACAAUGGCGCAGUCUUAUCAGUGGCAUGGGCACCUCACCGGCCGCAUCUCUUAGCCUCUGCAUCGGUUGACAACCGAGUAAUCAUAUUCGACGUGCGUCGCGGAGGUCACAAUUCUGCCAUCGCCACCCUGGACAUGGACGACCCAGUGGGACUAGUCGCUCCAGGAACUGGAUCUGUGCCGGACUCAUACCUGAGUCGUCCGGCCUUCUCCCGGCAUGCUCGUGCCCACAAUGGGCCUGUGACUGGAGUACGGUGGACAUCUAAUGGCAGUCAUAUCGUGACGACAGGUCAGGAUUCCCGAAUUCGAGUCUGGGACUCCGCAACAGGCGCCAAUACACUUGUCCAUUUCGGCCCUCGGGUCCGUAAUAGCUCUUCCUCGCACCUGGCCGAGCGGGCACCCUUAAUCGUGCCGAAAGGCUCCAUGAAUCCAGGGCAUGAAACAUUGCUGUGGCCGAAUUUCAAUGAGCAGGACGAUCGUGGUGAGAUUUUCAUGUUCGAGCUCCGCGAGGGGACACUUGUUAAGCGUCUCCGCGUCCCGGGUCUCAUGGCUGGAUCGCAGAAUGUCCGUGGUCGGUCUAGCGCUUUGAGCGCUGGGCGUAUAAAUGAUCUUGUCUGGCGAGGGAACGGUGCCUCGGGAGAAGGGAUAGAGCUGUUCUCUGCCCAUGGCGAUGGAACGAUCCGGACAUGGGUGUCUCGGGAACCGGACGGCGAACCCACUGAAACCGAGCAAGCAGCUCAGGCCGAUCGCAAGAGGAAGCGAGAUGUUCUUGACGAGAUCUAUCAAGGAUUUCUCGGGCCUGGCCAGCCUGGGCUACGAAUCUGA
Molecule: messenger RNA, 1428 nt
Organism: Penicillium mononematosum
Lineage: Eukaryota; Fungi; Ascomycota; Eurotiomycetes; Eurotiales; Aspergillaceae
Product: WD repeat protein
Exons: 3
Coding region: 7-1428 (473 amino acids)
Biological process (GO): transcription-coupled nucleotide-excision repair; protein polyubiquitination; proteasome-mediated ubiquitin-dependent protein catabolic process
Cellular component (GO): nucleotide-excision repair complex; Cul4A-RING E3 ubiquitin ligase complex
Molecular function (GO): protein binding
Source: RefSeq, a predicted model, not a curated record